AUGGGGAUGGGCACGGGGCACUGGCCUGGUCACUGGGGCUCGCCGGCGGGCUGCCGGUGGCCGGGCGGCGAGGGCGCCGGUGCUCGGUCGCGGGAGGUGCUGCGGGAGCAGCUCGAGGAGACGAACGGGAGGAGGGAGUGGGCGCUCGGCGGCGGCACGGGCUCGUCCGGGCCCAGAUCGGCUCGGGCGGGCCGCGGAUGGGCUCUAGAGGGCCGCCGCGGCGGGAGCUGGUUGGGGCGACGUGGCAGCGCACGAUUCGUCGGGGGCGGCGGGCGGACACGUCCGAGACAUCAUUGCGAGCCACUCGGACUUGGAGAUGCGAUCGACGAUCUAACAAGUUGGCCUCCGCCAGCAGAAAGUGGCAAAACGAGAAGCCUGCUGGCCAUUGCUGCUGGGAUCAAGCAGAAGGAGGUUGUGGAUACGAUCGCCACCAAGUUCUUCUCCGACGGUUUCAGCAUAAUGAUCUUCCACUACGACGGCGUGGUGGUGCACGUCUCGGCGGUCAACCAGACGAAAUGGUGGUUCGCCAAGCGGUUCCUGCACCCGGACAUCGUCCACGAGUACGACUACAUCUUCGUCUGGGACGAAGACCUUGGAGUGCAGCAUUUUCAUCCUGCCAGAUAUGUGGCGAUAGUUGAAAAGGAAGGGCUUCAGAUAUCGCAGCCUGCUCUAGACGCUACCAAUUCCAAGGUUCAUCACUGGAUCACUGCGCGUGCGCGGAAAGGGGGCUUCCAUAGAAGGAUUUACAAGCAAAAGGGAGCCACCAGGUGCUAUGAAAACAGUACGGCGCCUCCAUGCACUGGAUUUGUUGAAAUGAUGGCUCCCGUGUUCUCAAGAGCAGCAUGGCAUUGUGUGUGGCAUAUGAUCCAGAACGAUCUGAUUCAUGCAUGGGGCUUGGACUUCAAAUUCGGCUACUGCGCUCAGGGGGAUCGGAGCAAGAACGUUGGAGUAGUCGACAGCGAGUACCUCCUUCAUUUGGGCAUCCCCACACUCGGCUCCUCUUCUUCUCCUCCUUCUAAAGACAACAAGAGUAGCUCCGAUGCAGCACCAGGAGAUGAAUCGGAGGCGCCUAUAGAAUCAAUGAUGGCGCCUCUCCUGAAGCAUCGCCCAGCUUCGGUGACAGAUCAUUGAUUAGGCAUCGGGCUCAAGAGGAACAGGUCCGUUUUCAAGAAAGAUGGAAGUAUGCUACUCAAUCUGAUGCAUGUUGGGUUGAUCCAUAUGUUAACUAAACAAACAUGUUAAAGGGUACCCACUUCUAGGGGUGGAUUAACGAGCAGCUCGGCUCGAAGCUCGUACUCGUUAAGCCCGUGCUCGUUAAGAUUAACAAGCAGAAAACUCUGCUCGGCUCAGCUCGUUUGAAGCUCGUUAAGCUCAUGAGCGCUCGUUAAGAGAUUAUAAUGUGUUACGAUAUACAUGAUGAAUGUAUAUGUAUGAUUUUCAAGAUGAAAUAUGGUGACUAUAAAAAGAAAUAUAGUAGUUUGUUGCAUCA
Molecule: messenger RNA, 1489 nt
Organism: Triticum dicoccoides
Lineage: Eukaryota; Viridiplantae; Streptophyta; Magnoliopsida; Poales; Poaceae
Exons: 12
Coding region: 1-1131 (376 amino acids)
Source: RefSeq, a predicted model, not a curated record